CGGGCACAAAGCCAUCUUGGAGGGAAGCAGACUCCACUUGCUGCAGUAUUUUCCACAAGGGAUGGGAGAUGCAAUGAGAAAGGAGGCUAUUAUGAGGACCAUGUGGCUACCACUUGCUAGGGGCAUUCUCCUCCUUCCAGGCUAUUUCUCUGUGCUGGCUGCUCAGCUGACUGGCCCUGAGGAGAUGAGCGGGGUCCUGGGCCAGUCUGUGUCUGUGCCAUGUCAAUACGUGGAAAGAUACCAGACAUAUCAAAAAUACUGGUGUGGAGGAGAAAAUUGGAACUCUUGCUCCAAAGUUGUGGAGAGCACGGGGUCUCAAGAUGAGGUGCGGCAGGGCAGAGUCUCCCUCCGAGACAACCACCACCUGCACAAGUUCACAGUGACCCUGGAGAACCUCACCCUGGAGGACACGGGGACCUACUGGUGUGGGAUCAACAAAGUUGGACAGGAUCCUUAUGCCCCUGUGAAGGUGACUGUCUUCCCAGAGCUCUCUGCCACAAGGAUGAUGAUAACAGCUGGGUUUAUCUCCACAGUAAACAGCACUGUGAGCUCCAGGAUAACCACACAUGCCAGCCCUGCAAGCUCUGUUUUCACCAAACCCAAGUUCCUGUUGCCAAUGGUCAUCUCGGUUUUAAUCCUACUGAUAGGCAUCUUGGGUUUUCUUCUGGCAAGGAGGGGGAUGCUGAAGAGGCAAGAGGCUGAUGCCGUCCUUGAAACAACCCCAGGAUCAAGUGAGGCUCCAGAGGAAGCAAAAAGUGACAUUUUCUACACAAAUGUGACUACAAAGCCCAGAAAAUCUAUAAAUCAAUCUCUCACACUCAGCUCUGUCCAGCCUGAGUACUGCCCUGAAAGUGUGAAAUAUGCCUGUGUGGCUCCAGAGGAAGCAAACAGUGGUGUUUUCUACACAAGUGUGACUACAGAGCCCAAAAAAUUGAUCAAUCAAUCUUUCACACUCAACUCGGCCCAGCCUCAGCACUGCCCUGAAAGUGUGGAAUACUCCUGUGUGGCUCCAGAAAGGACCAUGGUUUCUUAUUCCACUCUGAAGUUCCCCAUGCUGGAGUUGGAGGCUUAUUCUGCCAACAUGGAUGGGUCCUCCUGACCAGCCCUUUGGACAAGCCCCUUGGAAAGAAGAGAGUACUGCCAGAUGAAAAGGAAGUAGGUCCCUGUGGACCUCUGUGCUUCUCUGUUGGAGCAUGUUGGACCUUCCUUCUCUUCCCCUGCAGCUGUGUGGAAAGGCUGGGAUUCCAUACAGGGCCUGAAGGCUUCAAGCAGCUGAGGUGAGCUGGUCGUGGGAAAGUCCCUCCAGAUUCAACAAAUGCCGGGUGGAACCAGAUUGAGCUAAAAGAAGAGUCUGGCACAUCUCGGAAGCAUGUGGGGCAACAAGGAGCCCUGUGGCAAGGCAGGCAGAUCUUUGGCAUAUAUUUUGGUCAUGCCUUGUACUUUCUCAUGCCAAUUGAAGCUUCAUAAAAAUAUGACCCUGCAGGGAUAGUUUCCAAGGUGCAUAGACCUGCUCCAGCUUUCUGCACAAAGCAGAGGGGAGAGGGGAUGGGACCAGGAUCCCAUCAGAGGUAGGCUAACUGACUUAUUUUAAGAUGAUCUAGUCACUGUGGGUAUCAGAGUGGCUCAGAAACUAUGGCAGCACUUAGGAGAAGGACCUCAAAGGCAAGGCAAUGCUGUCAUGGGGUUGGCAUUGGAGGGGGGAAGAGGUGACCCUCAGAAGCAGAAAUAUAGGAAAAUGAGGCAACUGAUGCUGGGAUGGACUUCUGAGAAAGAAAGUGCCAGGGAGCUCCCAAGUCAAGAAUCAUGCCAGACUGGAGAGGAGGAUUCAGCAGUCAGGGGGACAAGGUGUUGGUGAAGGAAGGCAGAAGGUGGCAGCCCACAAUGAGGAGGACCCAGCCAUCAAACUGCUGAACACGGGGAUGUCCUUAAUAGCAUGGACCAGGGAAGGCCAAGCAUUUACUCAAGGAACGCCUAUGCUCAAUAGGACUGGCUGACAGCGUUAGGUGUUCCCAAUCACUGCUGUAACAGCACUAAGAGCUGGUAAAGCACAGUGCUAGAACCUCGGGGGUCACCAUUCAGGCCCUUUAUGUGACUACAGUUCCCACCACCAUGUACUAUGACAUUUGCCAUAGUGGAACCAACAGCGUUGAACUCUCUCAGGUUGAAUCAUCUGGGCAUCUCCUGGUUCUGGCCAGCUGUUUUUUUGGAAA
This is a messenger RNA of Gavialis gangeticus (Gharial), 2210 nucleotides long. Its product is annotated as CMRF35-like molecule 4. NCBI's taxonomy places the organism in Eukaryota, Metazoa, Chordata, Crocodylia, Gavialidae. Gene Ontology annotation, molecular function: transmembrane signaling receptor activity. The transcript is spliced from 8 exons. The record is from RefSeq and is a predicted model, not a curated record. Bases 62 to 1099 code for a protein of 345 amino acids. Gene Ontology annotation, cellular component: plasma membrane.